Molecule: messenger RNA, 1905 nt
Organism: Parastagonospora nodorum SN15
Lineage: Eukaryota; Fungi; Ascomycota; Dothideomycetes; Pleosporales; Phaeosphaeriaceae
Exons: 4
Coding region: 1-1905 (634 amino acids)
Biological process (GO): transmembrane transport
Molecular function (GO): transmembrane transporter activity
Source: RefSeq, a predicted model, not a curated record
AUGAAUUCAACACGAGAAAAGACGCCUGGUUCGCAACCGGUUGAUGCGCCUACUUCAAGCGCGCUGCACAAGGACGGCGGUGUCGCAACACCACCAUCGAGCGACAGCAGCGUAGUGGAAAGAGACGGCAAUGGACCUGCAGCUCAGGCAGCAAAUGGAGAGAAACAUGACGGCGACAAUGUCCCUACCGAUGUGACUGCAGCGCCAGGCGAGCAACCCCAGCGCAGCAAGCUGAAGAUCGGGCUCAUCAUGGCCUCGCUGGCCGUCGCCGUCCUCCUCGUAGCUCUUGACAUAACGAUCGUUACCACCGCCCUACCGACCAUAACCGCCGAGUUCAAUUCAGCCUCCGGGUACACAUGGAUCGGCACUGCAUACCUCAUUGCGCAGAGUGCUUCAACGCCUAUUUGGGGCAAGGUGUCGGACAUUUUUGGAAGAAAACCUAUAUUGCUUGUGACCAAUGCCAUCUUCUUUGUGGGCUCGUUGCUUGCGGGAGUUUCGGUCAAUAUGGAUAUGCUCAUUGCAGCUAGGGCAAUUCAAGGCAUUGGCGGUGGAGGUCUGAUCACAUUAGUGAACAUUGCCAUCUCCGACUUGUUCUCAGUCCGCGAUCGUGGAAUGUACUUUGGCAUGAUUGGAGGCGUCUGGGCUCUUGCUUCUUCCCUGGGUCCAGUUGUGGGAGGCGUGUUUACCCAGAAGGUGUCAUGGAGAUGGUGCUUCUAUAUUAACCUACCAUUCGACGGCGUGGCUUUCAUCAUCAUCUUGCUGUUCCUUGAUAUUCAAACACCAAAGACGCCCUUGCGCGAGGGGCUAAAAGCUGUCGACUGGCUUGGGUCCCUGACUAUGGUCGGUGGUGUAAUCAUGGUCCUGCUUGGACUGGAAUUCGGCGGUAUCACGUACCCCUGGAGCUCGGCCACUGUCGUCUGCCUUAUCGUGUUUGGGGCUGUAGUUGUGGGGAUUUUCUUCCUCAUUGAGUGGAGAGUUGCGCCUUACCCUUUGAUGCCACUAGACCUGUUUUCCAAGCGAUCCAACCUGGCGGCUCUCAGCACAUGCUUCUUCCACGCUUUCGUCUUCAUCGCCGGAAACUAUUUCCUCCCACUCUACUUCCAGGCCGUAUUGGGAGCAACGCCUAUCCUCUCUGGAGUCUACCUGCUUCCCCAAGCAGUGGCGCUAUCGUUCAUGUCGAUGUUCACUGGAAUCUUCAUCAAGAAAACCGGACAAUACCUUCCCUUAAUUUGGUUCGGCAUGGCUAUGAUGACUCUUGGAUUCGGUCUGUUUAUCGAUUUCGAUGUCAAUUCGUCCUGGGCCAAGAUCAUUAUCUAUCAGAUCAUUGCUGGAAUUGGUGUUGGACCCAACUUCCAGAGUCCGCUUAUCGCUCUGCAGAGUCUCGUACCGAAACGCGAUAUCGCUACUGCAACUGCAACCUUUGGUUUUACGCGUAAUAUCGGAUCUGCUAUCUCGGUCGUUGUCGGUUCUGUUAUCUUCCAGAACGAGAUGAAGUCGAAGCAAGCACAACUUGCUGCAACCCUUGGGCCUGAGAGGGCGUCAUCAUUCGGAGGUGGAGCCGCCGGAGCCAACGUUGGCUUGAUACAAAGCCUUCCCGACGACCAAAAGUUCGCGGCGCGACAAGCAUUUUCCAGCUCACUGAGCACGAUGUGGUAUUUGUACGUCGCAUUUGCUGCAGCCGGUCUUGGUGUCAGCUUCUUGAUUGGAAAGAACAAGCUCGACAAGCAGCACGAAGAGACUAAAACUGGUCUCGACGUAGAAAAGCAGAAGAAGAUUGAAAGGGACGCGGAGCGCGCGGAAAGGAGAAGGAAAAGAGCGAGCAAGGGUUCGCUGCCUGUGGAUGCGGAGACUCAGGCAAAUGGAGUCACGGCUGCCUCAGGUGAGGAUAAGGACAGCAAAGCCUGA